AUGUCAGUUGGGCCAGCAAUGAUGCCGUCAGGCACAGGAAUGAACAUGCUAAACCCUAUCUCUCAAAGAUGGGAAGAGCAGGUGCGGAAUAUUGUUAUGAAUGUGGGUGGGACUCGUCUCUCCGUAAUUAUAGCACGAGACCCAUUUCGAAUAUAAUUCUUUACUGUCAUGAGUAUUUUUUACCGUCAGGGGUCGCUCCGGGUUGUUGUAUGUAUGGCGCCAUUCAUUGAGGACCCAAGUUAUAGGAGAAUGCCGCUCCAGCUAAAUAAGAAGGGCCCAAAGAAGGGGAACGACAUUCCCAGAUCGACGCCCCCAAUGAGUGGAAGCGUUCAUUGUGACUUUUGUUUCGUUAAAAUACUUCGCUUUCGUGUAAGUCGUUGCGAAUUUGCUUCCCCCUUCUUUGUUGAUAUCUUUCAUCACUACCAAGAACAAGCCCUUCCUCUAACUCCAAAGCUGGCGUUGCAGCAUAUGCGGAGGAACGAAAAUUGGUCAUAGUAUUAGAAACCGAUGACUACGUGGGUCACUCCUUUUGGUUGGCCGCAAGCUUGCAACUAGCCGCAACGAUAUUUUUUUAUGCUCCCCGCCCUCAAACGAAUUACUGUCGCGCCGCGCGAACAUACUUAUUAAUAAUGACAACUACUAUACUUAUUUUCAAACGAAUCUCGACUGUGUGCCUUGUUGCUAAUCAGCCGCUAGUGUUUUUCUUGACAAUUAUAGUACUCACCAGUCCCAUGGCGGCUGUGGGAAAAGUCCAACAAGUACUACUUCGCACAAGCAAGUCAAAAUCAGCAAUCUAUUCCUGCUUGAAGCUUUCCAUCUCUUCGUGGAAUGAAGUCUUGUUGUUUUUGUUUGGAGUACAAGACUCAGAAGAUUGAAUCUCCUGCAACUAGCAUUGAGGUGCUAACAUUGAGGUAAGUAGUUCGCAACCUGUAGGUCUUCAUUCUUUUGUCUCUAAUAAGCCUUUUUCCAAGUUUUCUUGGUUCCUAGGCGAUGGGCGAACUCAAUGAUAGUGGCUGGCCUCGUGACCGGAAUCGCAUGGCAUCAUUAUACCUACAUGAAAGACCUCUGGGCAGAGACAAAAUCAGCGCCGACGGUCUAUCGAUAUAUGGACUGGUAUGAUUAUUUUUUCGGCUUUUUUCUUUGAAUGUAAGAUUAAGCCACGAUAGAUGCGACUGCUACGGGUGAUUUAAUUGUCGACAGAAGAUUCGAAAAUAUCGAUAUCCAACUAAGUAAAACAGGUUGAUCACGGUGCCGCUCCAAGUGGUAGAGUUUUAUCUCAUCUUGUUAAGGCAUUUCAACAUGACAAAUUACUUUUCAAGUCUUCGUUUGGCUUUGGCAUGAAUUAGAACGGUAAGCGCUUGCUUAUCUGUACUCAAAAACGAAGCCCGCUUCCACAAAGACUGGAAGGCACAGCUCAAAGUAGAAAUGCAAACCUGAGUGACCAUGUCGUGACAGAUAACAAGAACAUCGCGGAGAAGAAGUCGCCAAAAGAUUCAACCACUACUUUUCUUUAUGUUACCUGAGAUAAAGCUCCACCAUACACCAACGCUGUAAGCAAGCGGACUGCCGCAUAAGUAAUCUAUAAAUAUCUAUUGCCACUGGUCUUGAGUGUAGUUUUUCUUGACAUGUCAAAAGCUUGAUGCUUCCUUUUGUACCCCCCUACUCUAAUCUCUCUAGCAGCUAGUCCCGAGGAAGAUGAGGGCACAGAUAAAGAAGAAAAGCAGCUAAAAUUAGGGUCAAAUCUUUUUUUCCGACUGCUUUCGGCAUCACUGCUCAUGCUUGUCUUUGGAUAUAUGGUACCUACUUAGAUAGACAUCAAUGGGAACAAGGAAAUACUCUUUGUCAGAUAUUUAUAUAUCAGGAUAGCCACACACGCGAUUUUGGAUCAGCGCCACACGCUUGAUUAUUUUUUUCACCAUCAGUUGCAUUUGAUUUAAAGGAAAUAAUUUGACGACCUCCUUCUCAUAGGUCCCGCCUUCCAUUGCCCAGCAGGAGCAUCAUCUCCAUCCCACCUUCCCUCCCAUCCUCCAUCCCCCAACCGACAGGGCGAAACCGAAGUUUCCGACAAGUGGGUUGCUUUUGCAAGUGGGUGCUUCUGUUGGUUCUACAUCGUGUAUGAGGUUUAUCUCGGAGAAGCAUCCCGCUUAAACGCCAGGCUUAGUCUAGGACGAGCCAAGAAAUUUUUGAAGCAGCGUGACCAAGAAAAAGACGCGGUGACGAUGGGGAGUAAUUAUGGCCACUGGGAAAUGAUAAUAGUGUGUAUCAUGUGAUAUUUUUUUAGUACUCUAGUAGCAGUCAUGAUGGGAAACAAAUAUGGCAAUAAUUGAUUUAAUGAUGUAGCUUUUCUUGGUUCCCGAGGUCCACUUUCUUACCAUAGCGCACUAGUUUAUAAGACGCAUGGAGUGCAUGGAGUAGACUUGGGGUGUAGCAAAUUUCUUGCUACUCAAUGCUGCUCGAUGUGAUCCAUGCACUCCCUGCCAUGCGACCGCCAAAACCCAAACUAAGUGAUGAACCAAACAGAGUGCUGACGAAUUUUAUUUUUUCUUCCUCCCUUCUUCAUAACCCACCAGAAAUGGACGCCAACGCAGCCCUUCGGGAGUUCAAGAAACCAGAAGCGCAACUGGCCUUCGAAAUUUUGAGGGCAAUCAUCUUCCUGGGCUGGGCCUUGUAUCCUAUCGGCUACGUAGCAGGCAACAUGGGUGGCGAUAACGAAGUGGAAACGUUGAAUGCUAUUUACAAUUAUGCGUUGGAUGCUAUUUACAAUUAGCAGGACCACGAACCCAGGCCUGCGCUUAGUUAGUGGUAGAUAAGUACUUGCCUGACUUUUCUUUGUUCGGUUUUUGUUUUUUCUAGUUAGGUCUGCUCCGCCAACAUUAUGAGGUGGGAGUAUAUAAGGAGUAUUGUUGUGUACACCCCUUUUAUUUACUUUUUACAAGAACUGACACUGAGUGGUCAAUUUAUUAAAGUCGAUUAGAUAUUUGACAGCUCUUGUCGAGGCUUGUAGUUUCCGAGCCCAUUCGACUCCGAUUAACCUCCAGUAAAGGCACACACGAGCGAGGUCCCCCUUCUCUUUUUCUCUAACUUCUCGUAG
Messenger RNA from Amoebophrya sp. A25, 3091 nucleotides. Lineage: Eukaryota; Dinophyceae; Syndiniales; Amoebophryaceae. The record is from the annotation of a GenBank genome assembly.